Messenger RNA from Actinia tenebrosa (Australian red waratah sea anemone), 1087 nucleotides. RefSeq lists its product as uncharacterized. NCBI's taxonomy places the organism in Eukaryota, Metazoa, Cnidaria, Anthozoa, Actiniaria, Actiniidae. The record is from RefSeq and is a predicted model, not a curated record.
CUCGAAAAUUGUUAUUCACUUUUAAAGCCAGUGAAACAGAAUUAAAGCAAAAAAAGAAUAAUCUUCGUUAGUUUUCAGUUUAUGAUACAAAAAUGGACGCAAUUCAAGAUACUGUACAUCAGGUCUCCAUGUCAUACCUGGCAGGACGAAUCCUCACGAUAUUUUUUAAGAAAAACUUCUCCUUCACAGCACAUUACAAACAAGUGAUCUUUGAUUCCAUUGCAGUCUUCGUUGCAUCGCUUAUUGCUUCCUGGCUUUCUUUAUAUGCUUAUCUGGGAGUGUCUAUAGAAAUCUUAGCUUUGGUUUAUUCGAAUUCAAGGCACAUUCACGACGAAAUGCUCAAAACCUUGGCUCUCAGCACAAGCUGGUACGUCGCAGUUCAUGGCGAUCUGACUGAAGCCACUUUUGAUAACUUAACACUCGCCUUCGCAACGACACAGUUCUUGAGGAAACCAAAUGAGUUAAAGGAAUAUCUCAGGGAAAUAAGAAUUGUGUUUGGACCGAUCUAUGUGAUUAUGAUGUCUGCAGGUCUUCGCUUCUGCUCCUUUGACAAUAUCAAUAUGCGAUGUCUGGCGAUAUUGCUCUCCGUGGUCUCCUCUGUUCUGGCUGCUAUUUUCUUCCGUCCCGACAACAACCAGACACUUAAGGCAAUUUUACCAGCUUCCAAGAUUCCAUCCACCGCGCACCGACAGCUUGUCCAUGGCUACUUGAUGUUUUCAAGUCUCUUUGUCACAUUUUUGAAAGUGUUGAAAACUGCUCCCUCGCUGAUGCUAGCUGCAUCCGUCUUUGGACCUUUGAACAUUAUUUUGUUUCUAACCUACAAAAUGUCAAGACAGUGGCGCUAAAUCGAUCCGAUCUUGGACAAAGCUUGCAAGCUUAACAGUAGCACAUAGGCGCCGAAUGUUUGAACCGUGCUGGAGCUCACAGAUCACGAGGAGGACUGAGGAAUGGUCAAAGAAGAAGCUGAGACACAAGAGAAUAACGAAACAACGAGAAUAGAAAUCACAGCAAGUCAAAACCAACUACGUUUUUGAGUUGUGUUCAGUUCAGAAUAGUUAAGUUGCAUAUAUAUAAAAAAAAUAAAAUA